Messenger RNA from Serpula lacrymans var. lacrymans S7.9, 1026 nucleotides. RefSeq lists its product as uncharacterized. The record is from RefSeq and is a predicted model, not a curated record. The transcript is spliced from 4 exons. Lineage: Eukaryota; Fungi; Basidiomycota; Agaricomycetes; Boletales; Serpulaceae. Bases 57 to 809 code for a protein of 250 amino acids.
GCGUAUGAAGUUUUUGGAACUCGGGAUAGCCUGGUCCUGCACCGGUAAUAAGAACAAUGUGGUGCACGCGUUGGUUUUUGCCGUUAUUGUUGCUACCCUUACCAACAGCUCCCCCAUAUUUUCUUCUGCUCUUCUUGUUCUCACUUGGUUUGCAUGCUAAACCAUGCUUUUACUGUGUCAUUCUCCUAGCGGCUCUCUUCCUUUCGUCUUGUUACUGGCAGUCUUUCCCACUUGACACCCCACUCUCUGUUUCCUGGUCCGAAAACAUCACAACCUUUUCAGAGGCGCUGAAUUCGACAAUGACGCCUAGCUUCAAUGUACAGAACGUGCAACCGCCAAUCAUACGCGUCCUGGACCGGUGCUGGUGUGAUUUUUCAGGAAGCAUGUUUGAGCCAUAUGAUAUGGAGAAGUGGGAAAGAGCGAGCGUGGAACGCAUGAAGGCUGACGUAGAAAGAGCGAUAAUGGUGAAUUAUGAGGAUGGAUCCCCUAAAGUGGAGCGCGAGCUUCAAGGCAACAUUGAUGCAACGGCUGAUGGGAAUGGGGUACAACAGGAACACAUCCCACAGGGGAAACCAUCUUUUUUCAUCUUACGCUCUAUCUUCGGCAGGAAUAAAUCACUCGAGGUGGCACAAGUUCAAUCCAGCUUGCCUAUUUCAGAACUUUCACCUGCCCCUUCAGAUACAACCACCCCAGCAGCCCCGACUCUUCAUGUUUCUCUAGAAGACAAACCAAUUGAGCCUGGGGAGUAUGACCUUCGCCCAUACGGAUUUGACCUGGUCUUUGACCUGCGGUGGUCGAGACGGCCAUAACGGUUUCACUGAGGUAGUACACGACGUUCACCAGAAAUCUACGAACUUGAAAAUGGAGCACUUGGCUUUUAUAUGCUGUUCCACACGAUACAUUGUAUUUAGUAUAUGUCGUAGUUUUGGGGGUUUCAGAAGCCAUUUUGUAUUCUAAUUCUGUAGACAUCCGAGUCCUUCACAUUGACUAUGUAAAUCAGCGGGUGUUGCUGUGGUCUGAGCCUGA